CACUGGCUCCUGACACCAGGAAGCACUCAAGUGCCAGCCUCCGCCCAGGACUCGGGGACAGGGCACCAUGAGCCGGUCAAGGCAUGUAGGCAAGAUCCGGAAACGUCUGGAAGAUGUCAAGACCCAGUGGGUCCGGCCAGCCAGGGCCGACUUCAGUGACAACGAGAGUGCCCGGCUGGCCACGGAUGCCCUCCUGGACGGUGGCCCCGAGGCCUACUGGCAGGUGCUCAGCCGGGAAGGAGAGGUGGACUUCUUGUCCUCGGUGGAGGCCCAGUACAUCCAGAACCAGGUCAAGGAGCCCCCCUGUGCCCCCGAGGAAGGGGCCGAGGCAGGCCCUAAGGAACUGGACUCCCGCUCCCUGCAGUCGGGGACCUACUUUCCGGUGGCCUCGGAGGGCAGCGAGCCGGCCGUGCUGCACACCUGGGCCUCGGCAGAGAAGCCCUACCUGAAGGAGAAGUCCAGCGCCACCGUGUACUUCCAGACAGACAAGCACAACAACAUCAGAGACCUCAUCCGCCGCUGCAUCACCCGGACCAGCCAGGUCCUGGCCAUCCUGAUGGAUGUCUUCACGGAUGUGGAGAUCUUCUGUGACAUUCUAGAAGCGGCCAACAAGCGCGGGGUGUUCGUCUGUGUGCUCCUGGACCAGGGAGGUGUGACACUCUUCCAGGAGAUGUGUGACAAAGUCCAGAUCUCUGACAGUCACCUCAAGAACAUUUCCAUCCGGAGCGUGGAAGGGGAGGUGUACUGCGCCAAGUCAGGCAGGAAGUUCGCUGGCCAAAUCCAGGAGAAGUUCAUCAUCUCCGACUGGAGAUAUGUCCUGUCUGGAUCGUACAGCUUCACCUGGCUCUGCGGACACGUGCACCGGAACAUCCUCUCCAAGUUCACGGGCCAGGCUGUGGAGCUGUUUGACCAGGAGUUCCGCCACCUCUACGCCACCUCCAAACCAGUGAUGGGCCUGAAGUCCCCCAGGCUGGUAACGGCCCUCCAGCCCAGAGCGGGCCCCAGCCCUCCACCCAGCCGCCUCAGCAGCAGCAGCGGCUCGACCAGUGACCGCACCUCCUCCAACCCCUUCAGCAGCCCCUCGACGGGCAGCAACCCACAGAACCACAGUCUGUCUGCAUCCUCGGGGCCUAGCAGCCCCCUGGCCCCAAACCCACCUCCACCCUCCAGGUUUCAGCCCUACCACAGCCCCUGGGGGGCCCUGACCCCAAAGGCCCACUUCUCCCCAAGACCCCAUGACAGCACCCCUGCUCUGUACAGCAACCUCAAUGCCUACAGGCCCACUCGGCUGCAGCUGGAGCAGCUGGGCCUGGUGCCCAGGGCAGUCCACACCUGGAGACCCUUUCUACAGGCCUCACCUCACUUCUAAAGAGUCCCUCCCCAGGGCCAGGGCCCUGCAUUCCUGGAUUUUCUGGCCUAAAGAUGCCAUCUCAACAACUAUCAAGUUUGAACCUGCUUCCCUUUGACUAAAGGCACUUGGACAAAAUCACUGCCUAUGUUUGAAUGUUCCCAGGAGAGAGAACAUUCACUCGCUGACCUCCAGCAGUCCUUGGGUUACCCUCUUUGGUGGGGGAGGGGCACGGUCUAGAAGGUUCCAGGGAGAUAGAGGACAAAAUCAAGAAAAUAGAAGUGUUUUCUUCUAAAGUGCAGACAAUGCUUUAAUAUUAUUCCCGGAAUCUCUCAGAAUCCAAGAAAGGGCAGAUGCAGCCCAAGUUUUACAUAUGGGUAAACUGAGGCACUGAGUGGCAGA
This is a messenger RNA of Talpa occidentalis (Iberian mole), 1750 nucleotides long. It is a transcript of the gene SACK1A, whose product is annotated as family with sequence similarity 83 member A. The coding region runs from base 68 to 1369 and encodes 433 amino acids. The record is from RefSeq and is a predicted model, not a curated record. The transcript has 4 exons. Lineage: Eukaryota; Metazoa; Chordata; Mammalia; Eulipotyphla; Talpidae. Gene Ontology annotation, biological process: epidermal growth factor receptor signaling pathway.